AUGGGAAAUCAAAAUCAGAAGGAGAGACUUUUAAGAUACAUUGAUCAAGCGAAAGUAGAAAAACUUAAACAAAUCUUAAAAAUGUCACCUAAUUUACUUAAUAAAGAUCUUGCAUCAGAUAUCCUCCAAACUCCCUUAGUAAGAGCUGUUUGGAGAAAUGAUAUGAAUUUAGCUCAAAUAAUCUUAAAUGUACCACUGAUUCACCUUAUAAUUAGUUUGGUGCAAAUCCAAAUGAAGGAGGUUCCGCAAGUAUCACUCCUCUCAUGUGGGCUUAUAAAGAGACAAUAUAUAAUUAGUUUCUCUAUUAAUUUAAUCUGGAGCUGAUAUUAACAUUCGUUCAAACCAAGGAUUUUUCAGCGUUGGAUUAUUCUAUUUUACAUGGAAAUUAUCGACCAGCUCAUUUUCUUUUUGAAUUCAUAUAAUCAAUUCUCUAGUUCUCAUCUUAUUAUCAAUUUGCUUAAGAUAAUGAUUACAGAUAUGUAAAUUAUGAAAUUAUGAUAACUCAUUUAAAGUUAAAGACAGAAUACUAAUUCAUUCCGAAUAUCUAUGAAAAACCUAAAAAAAUAAUAAUUACUUGAU
Paramecium octaurelia is the source of this 579-nucleotide messenger RNA. The record is from the annotation of a GenBank genome assembly. Lineage: Eukaryota; Ciliophora; Oligohymenophorea; Peniculida; Parameciidae.